Condylura cristata (star-nosed mole) is the source of this 4292-nucleotide messenger RNA. It is a transcript of the gene R3HDM1, whose product is annotated as R3H domain containing 1. The transcript has 26 exons. Gene Ontology annotation, molecular function: nucleic acid binding. The record is from RefSeq and is a predicted model, not a curated record. Bases 123 to 3302 code for a protein of 1059 amino acids. Lineage: Eukaryota; Metazoa; Chordata; Mammalia; Eulipotyphla; Talpidae.
UGACAACUGUGAAAAAGAACCUUGGAUUAUUUUAUUUUAUUUUUGUGGAACACCACAAUCUCAAAUCCAUAGAACAUAUCAGGCUUCAACUUCCUUGUAGAAUUCUAAAAUAACCUUUGCUAAUGAGGAUGUCUGAUACUGUUACUGCAAACAAUGAAACUGAAACAAUGAAGGAUUUGGACACAGAAGUGAAAGAUACAACCAGAGUUGAAAAUCUUAUCAAAUCAGAUAACUAUGGGAAGAUUUUGGCAGAGAAGAAUGAACGUUGCAUUGACAACAAUAUUGAUUUGCAGCGGCCAUUGCAGUCAUUUGGACAGACAGGAAAAAGGUCUAAGUCAAGCUCAAAGUUAAAGCUAGUUCGGAGCCUUGCAGUGUGUGAAGAAUCUCCACCACCCCCUACAACAGAGAUAACACAGGAGAACCAGGAGAAAAUUCAGGUCCAGUUAACACAAUCAUUUGAAAAAGAGGAGAAACCCUCAAAAGAUGAAGCAGAAAAAGAAAAAGCCAGUGAUAAAUUGCCCAGAAAAAUGCUAUCAAGAGAUUCCAGUCAAGAAUACACUGAUUCAACUGGCAUAGAUCUACAUGAAUUUUUAGUAAAUACAUUAAAAAACAAUCCCAGGGACAGAAUGAUGCUGUUGAAAUUGGAACAAGAAAUUUUAGAUUUCAUUGGUAAUAAUGAGUCUCCACGUAAAAAAUUCCCCCCAAUGACAUCUUACCAUAGGAUGCUAUUACACAGAGUUGCCGCUUACUUUGGACUAGACCACAAUGUUGACCAGAGUGGGAAGUCUGUCAUAGUAAAUAAAACUAGCAAUACAAGAAUACCUGAUCAGAAAUUUAAUGAACAUAUUAAGGAUGAUAAAGGUGAAGAUUUUCAGAAACGGUAUAUUCUCAAGAGAGAUAACUCUAGCUUUGACAAAGAUGAUAACCAGAUGAGAAUACGUUUGAAAGAUGACAGAAGAAGCAAAUCUAUUGAAGAAAGAGAGGAAGAGUACCAGAGAGCUAGAGAUCGAAUAUUUUCCCAAGAUUCCCUGUGUUCCCAAGAGAAUUAUAUUAUUGACAAAAGAAUUCAAGAUGAGGAUGGUAAUAGUACCCAGCAGAGGCGUCAGAUAUUUAGAGUUAAUAAAGAUGCUUCAGGGAGAUCAACAAAUAGCCAUCAAAGCAGCACUGAGAAUGAGCUGAAGUACUCUGAACCACGGCCCUGGAGCAGCACUGAUUCAGACAGCUCUCUUCGAAACUUCAAGCCUGCUGUAACCAAAGCCAGCAGUUUCAGUGGAAUUUCAGUCCUGACAAGAGGUGAUAGUUCUGGAAGCAGCAAAAGCAUAGGCAGGCUUUCAAAAACAGGUUCAGAGUCUUCUGGUAGUGUAGGGUCAUCUACGGGCUCUCUUUCUCACAUCCAGCAGCCUCUUCCAGGUACAGCUCUCAGCCAGUCUUCUCAUGGCGCACCUGUCGUCUAUCCAACAGUCAGCACUCAUAGUUCUCUUUCCUUUGAUGGUGGCCUAAAUGGGCAAGUCGCAUCUCCUAGCGCUAGCUUCUUUUUGCUUCCCUUGGAAGCGGCAGGCAUACCACCUGGCAGUAUUCUGAUCAACCCACAAACAGGUCAACCCUUCAUUAACCCAGAUGGAAGUCCAGUUGUGUAUAAUCCUCCUAUGACUCAACAACCAGUUAGAACCCAAGUGCCUGGACCUCCACAGCCACCUCUGCCACCCCCACCACCUCAACAACAAGCAGCUAAUCACAUUUUCUCACAGGAUAACCUUGGAUCGCAAUUUAGUCACAUGAGUCUUGCCCGCCAACCAUCUACAGAUGGCUCUGACCCUCAUGCCACUAUGUUCCAGUCCACUGUUGUUCUUCAGUCCCCACAGCAAUCUGGUUACAUCAUGACAGCAGCUCCUCCACCUCCUCCACCUCCUCCCGGUCAUCCUGUAAAUCAGUCUGUGCUCCAGCAGCAGGGAUAUAUUCAGCAGCCCUCAUCACAGAUGCCAGCCUGUUUUUGUGCUCCAGGCCACUAUCACUCCAGUCAACCUCAGUAUCGCCCAGUCCAUUCUGUCCAUUACAAUUCACAUCUAAACCAACCACUGCCACAGCCUACACAACAGACAGGUUAUCAAGUUAUGCCCAGCCAACAGCAAAACUACCAAGGAAUAGUUGGAGUUCAGCAACCUCAGAGUCCGAGCCUGGUUGGUGGCCAACCCAACAGCAUUGGAAAUCAGAUCCAGGGAGUAGUGAUCCCCUAUUCUUCAGUGCCAUCCUAUCAGGUUUCACUGUCUCAAGGUUCUCAAGGAAUUGCCCAUCAAACUUAUCAACAGCCUGUUAUGUUUCCCAAUCAGUCUAAUCAAGGAUCUAUGCCCACAGCAGGAAUGCCAGUUUACUAUAGUGUCAUUCCAUCUGGCCAGCAAAAUAAUUUAAGCUCAUCAAUAGGUUACUUGCAACAUCCAGGGCCAGAACAAGUACAGUUUCCUCGAACUACUUCACCAUGCAGUUCCCAGCAGCUUCAAAGUCACCAGUGUACAGCUAUGCCACCUCUGCCACCUGGUGGAGGAAUGGUGAUGAUGCAACUAAAUGUACCAAACAAUCCACAAUCUCGCGCUCACUCACCCCCCCAAUGGAAACAAAACAAAUAUUACUGUGAUCACCAGAGAGGACAAAAGUGUGUGGAAUUUAGUAAUGUAGACAAUAUUGUUCCGCACAGCUCUCAACUCAGUAGUCCCAUUAUUUCACCAGCACAGUCACCAGCACCAGCUCAGCUCUCCACCCUGAAAACUAUACGUCCCUCUGGACCACCACUUUCCAUCAUGUCCCAAUUUUCUAGGCCUUUUGUCCCUGGGCAAGGAGACACCAGAUAUCCACUACUUGGCCAACCACUACAAUACAACCCUCCUGCUGUUCUGCAUGGACAUAUUCCUACCCAACAGGAGCUGAGCAAGGAAGUGAAACUGAGUGUUGUUGGGAAGGUUUUGGAAAUUACGGAACUGCCAGAUGGAAUAACUCGCAUGGAAGCCGAGAAGCUUUUUGGGGAACUCUUUAAAAUUGGCGCCAAGAUCCGGUGGCUUCGGGACCCCCAGUCCCAGCCCCAGCUGCGUCGUCACCCCCUCUGCUGUGGCAGUGGGGACAAUGCUGUCAACCCUGACCGCUCUAAGCCCAGUGACUUGGCCUCCACAUACACCGUCUUAGCCACAUUUCCCUCCAUUUCAGCUGCACAGAAUGCAUUGAAGAAACAAAUUAACUCGGUUAACAAGUUUAAGCUGAGAACAAGCAAGAAGCACUAUGACUUUCACAUCUUGGAAAGGGCAAGUUCUCAGUAGCAGAGCCGUCUUGGAUCCUUGAUCUUUCUGAUUCCCCUGUCUUCUCCCAUCAUUAAUUGGCUUGGUAUUUGGAGCUUCUGUUAAUAUGAUAGAAACUCCUAGGAUAUGUGGUCAUGGCGUUAUAGCUUUUGAAAACAGGCCAGUGAUCCAGCUGAGUGGGGAGGGAAAUACACUUUUCACUCCAAAUGACUGUAGGAAUCCACAUCAGAAUGAUACAGAGUUAGCAGCUUCUUCUGAGGAACUACUGUUCAGAUGCCUCCUAACUUUUAUAGUUAUUUUGUUUUGUAUUUCUGAAUUCUUGUAUCAGAUCCAAAGCUUUAUUGUACAGCAAAUUAUUCUUCAAAAUGAUUACAACCAGUUGCAACCUGUAUUUCUUUUUUUGUAGCCAGCACAGUGUAAUCCAACAUAGAAUUUGGGGGAAAAGAAUUCAGGAGUGGAAUAACCAAGUCAAAACCAUGUGCUGUCUUUUUGAGGGUAUGGGGAGUGACUUAAGGAGAACUCACAAAUAUAAGAUUACUCCUCCCCCAUAUCUCCAAACACAGAAAAAUUUUCCAGAUAAUAACAGAAUUCCGUCAUAGGAUCCUUUCCUUAUUCAUUCAAGUAGUAUGAACAUUAAGUGUAAAGUAAAUUAUGUUUUCACUGCCUCUUAAUCAAACCACUUAGAUUCAAAGGGGAAUUGUCAUCAUUCUAGGUAAGAAAAUACUUCCACUUUUUCUGUGUUGUCUCCUGCCAAUAACUAAAUGCCACUUCUUUGUAUUCCCCUCCUUGUGGAUGUUUAGUCAUCUAACGCAAUGCAUUAGAUGAGUGCUGGAAACUUCUUAUUAAGUGGUUUAAGAUAUGUUUUCAUUGUUUGCAGCGGAUCACUGGACAUCAAAGAUUCAUUGCACUUACGAACAAGGAACCUUUUUUUCACUUUCUGUGUAAUUUGCAAGGCUGUACAAUGUGUGCUGAUGCAAGCCUUUUCAGUUCAAAAGAAUAAAUGUUUACAAA